CGGUCAUCUCAACCCCCCCCGACACUACUUGUUCCAUUCCACCCAAUCUUUCCUCUGUCACGACCUUGCAUCAGCCAUCAACCAUCAAUCAUCAUCAACUCGUCGCAUCGACUCUGUCGUUGACACCACAUCCCACAACUCACUCUCCCAUCUCGCAACUCCCGUCUACCUCGUCCAUCUCCAACGCAUCAUCAUCACCUUUCCCCGUACACACCCACCCCACCAUGUCAACAUUCACUCCACCUCCCUCAAACCCUCCAACACGCAAACACUCUCUCCACUACAUCCUCUCCCCAACAGAACUCGCACGAGACGCUCCAGACGUCCCAAACGUCUCCUCACCCACGUCAUCUCAUCGCCCCCUCUCUGCCCCCACCACCCACAACAACUCUCACACCACACAUGCCAACGGCACCGCCACAACUUUAAAGGAUAAGGGCAAGGCCACAACAACCAAUGGUACCGUCAAGUUCAAGUGCACGCCAAGGCCAACUCUCGACGGGCUCCCCAAAGAAAUCCUGGCGGCAAUUGCUGUCUACCUCGUCGUCGACGAGCAUGGCGACGGCCGGCACCCGUCUCGAAUGACCCCCCUGCUGUACUCUUGCAAGAGCAUCUACAACAAACUCCAGUUUGACAACAACCCCGUGCUCUACAACAGGCUCUUCCGGGCAACAUUCGACCUAGGCGCCUUGAUACGCCGCACACAGUGGAUGUUUGACGUCAACACCGACGUCCCGGGCACAAGCAAGAAGACCGAGCUCUUCGCCAAUCCCCGCUCGUGGGCCAUCGAGUACAGGGACCGAUGGCGGUUGCGCAACCGCAUGCGUGACUGCGUGCGCCGCGACAAGCUCAACCUCGAACAUAUUGACACUGACUUGUGGGCGUUGUGGUUCCUGUGGACUGAGAAUGAUAGGAAGAACAUUGAGUUCCUGCGCGAAGAAUGCUUGUUCUACCGAUGGAUUCUCGUCAAUUACAAGGAUGACAUGCUGUCCGACUCGCUCAAGAGCGGCUACCCGCGUGACACACCUGUCAAGGCGCUUGGGAUCUGGCUGGCCAUGAUCUCGGGUUCUGAUCUAUACGCCGAGCGUACUCCGGCCGAGGUCGACGAGAAGAUCUUCCUCUUGCGGCCCUACGUCUUCGCAUGCUUCAGGUAUGAGAUGACAUAUGCAGACUGGCAUCACCGCAAGCUGCCUCUCUGCAAACCCGGUUGCACGGCCCACCCACCUGUCUCGUCGUACACCGCCCAGUACAACCGGUUCGGCCACUCCCACCGCCGGGCUCCACCUCACUUUGUCCUCGGCGCGUACUUGUGCUACAUGCGGUUAUUGGAGCGGCAGCCCGGGCGUAUUGGUAUCAAGGCCACCAGUAGCACGAGCUUCCUCGAUGAGGCCGGUACUGGUCUCUUUUCGGUGAACCAGUUGAUGCCCUCGAUCUACCACGACCACGAGUGGCAGCGCAACACGGUCUGCCAGGACCCCCAUUCUUCCCCAGGCCUGCCUCCUCUGACCUUCCACGGGCGCCUGGAAGGCUUUUGGCGCGGACGUCUGCUCUUCUUCGACUUUGACGCGUAUCGUCAAAUGCUGGCAGGCAACAAGCCGGCGGUGUACACAGGCACCUUUGCAACGCAUGCAGUCGAGCUCGAGAUUCGCGAGACAGUCAUCCAGGUCUUGGAAGACGAUGUCGGCGGGACCGGGUCACUGAUGAACGCCGGGUUUGACGACGAGGAGACCGAAGAGGAGCAGGAACGCAUUCGCAGUGGCUAUGGCAACAAGGUCCUCACAGGAGAUGAGCUCAGGAAGCCUGACCCUCCCGGAUACACGAAGGAGAUUCUCCUGUCAGGAGGGGCGCGUAGCAGUUGGGGUUGGUCGCGCGUUCGAGGACGUGUACGCUCAUGGGACGGGUUGGUGCAGAUCUCAAUCGGCAAGUCUACCCCUCACCCACUCGGCCAGUGGAUCUGGCGCGGCUACAUCCACACCGGAGGGUACCUCAUCGGGCGAUGGCGCGACACAUACACGCCCGAGUCAAAGUCCGGCUAUGAGGGCCCUUUGGGUCUUGUGCGGUCAGGCGACAUGUACUAUCCGAGCCACUUUCCCAAGUCGCUCGCGACGUCGACCGGCACCACCAAGCUCGACUUUGGGCCAGACGGCGUUGCGCCAGGCCCAGGACCGGGGCGCAUGAACCCAUUCCACGGCAACCUGCCCAAGAGCCCGGAGUCUCGUGGUUCGGCCUCGAGCGGCUCACGCGAGAGCUCUGAUGAAAUAAUGGACGGCCGGAAACGACGGUUCACGGACGAGGCGUCGUCUUAGUCUCGCCUGGGCUGGGCGGUUGCAGGAUCGCGACUCACGUCGGCGAUGCAGCAACGACCGAGCUAGUGCAAUUCAUCAGAGGCUCCACGCUGGUCGCUCCACGCCGGUUGAAGCGAGUACGUAGUGGCAAGCGAGAGGGGAGUGCAGCAUGUUGUAAAGUAAAGCAAUGCCCUAUGCAUGUGUCUUGGUGUUUUGUG
Messenger RNA from Cutaneotrichosporon oleaginosum, 2503 nucleotides. RefSeq lists its product as uncharacterized. Lineage: Eukaryota; Fungi; Basidiomycota; Tremellomycetes; Trichosporonales; Trichosporonaceae. The record is from RefSeq and is a predicted model, not a curated record.